GCCGCGCUUACGUCAUAACUAUGCGACACAGUCAUCUUGCAGCAUGGCUAGAGUUGUGUUUCUCCGUUGAUAUUCAGAGAUUUGUACUGUUUUGAAAUGGCACCUGUAAAUCCACAUUUUAAAGGCAAACCUUCAUUUAAAGGUAGAAACACGAAAAGGAAUUAUGCAGAUAGUCAUCCAUCAGCUGUUAAUAAAAAGAAGAAAACAUGGAAUCCAGAGAACAAGUUUUUCCAGGGCAGUUUACAGGAAGGUAAGGGCUUUGCCUUCCAGAGGAAGCAAAAAGUACAACAAGAAUACAAGAAACUUCUGCGAAAGGAGAAAUGGAGAAUGAAGGAUUCCAAGCCAAAGCUAGAAGAGGAAUACCCCGAACAUCUGAGGCACCUCUACAUGGCCGAACAGCAGAGACUGGACAAAGAAGAGCAACUGAACAGGGAUCGCAGGAGGAAAGGAAGAAGCGCUGAUGCAGGAGAAGAAGAUGACUCUGUCCUUUCUAGCUCUGUCAUAAGGACUUCUGAGACAGGAAGCCCUGAGAAAUCAGCUGCCUCAUUGAAUGAAGCACCACAGACAUCACAGAUUGAAAGGAGUUCUGAUCAGGACCAAAGGAAAAAGAAAUGGAAGAAAAUGUCUUCCAACCAGAAGAUGAUGGAGGAGUAUAAAAGGAAAAAAGAGGAGCGAGAACGGAAAAGAGAGGAAUACUUGAAAGACAAAGCACAGAGAGAGGAGGCUCUGAAGAGGUACAAGGAAAAGAAAAUGGCCACAUAUCAGUUGCUAAAGAAGAAGACCAAAAAGGGUCAACCCAACCUGAAUUUGCAGAUGGAGCUGCUGCUUCAGAAAAUCCAGGCUCAGCGAAAAUAACCAGCAUGCCUGCAACCGGUUGUUUAAAGUCCUAAAGUGUGAUUUAUGAAUCUUGCAAACAGUGAGAGAGGCGUGGAAAUGUGUUUAUGCUACACAGAAACUGCAGCAGACUAAUAUAUACGUCUCCAUGACUCAUGUCUGUGAUGGAUAUGAGUCAGCAAAUGGUGCUGUGCUGUGUGUUUAUGAACUGGUUAAUGCAGUUGGGAUAAAAUGUGGAUUUGUGUGAUUUUAAAAAUUUUACAGACACCUAUUCUUUUUAAGUUUAUUAUAAUUUAAUGAUCUCAGAUUUAAUGAGACCAAACUCUAAUGUAAAUGGAGGCUGUUUGUGCCCUACUUAUCUUUUUGGAAAUAAAACUACACUUCAUACA
Messenger RNA from Pangasianodon hypophthalmus (striped catfish), 1223 nucleotides. RefSeq names its product coiled-coil domain containing 59 (gene ccdc59). The coding region runs from base 97 to 855 and encodes 252 amino acids. Gene Ontology annotation, cellular component: nucleus. Lineage: Eukaryota; Metazoa; Chordata; Actinopteri; Siluriformes; Pangasiidae. The transcript has 4 exons. The record is from RefSeq and is a predicted model, not a curated record.